Messenger RNA from Miscanthus lutarioriparius, 231 nucleotides. The record is from the annotation of a GenBank genome assembly. NCBI's taxonomy places the organism in Eukaryota, Viridiplantae, Streptophyta, Magnoliopsida, Poales, Poaceae.
AUGAUCAUGAAGAAGGAGAAAGGAGAGGCCUCGGCGAGCACCGAGGAGAUCGCCGCCCCGAUCCUAGGGGCGCCGGAGGAUAGUGUGCCGCCGUGGGGAGUAAUUGAGCUCUCUGAUGACGAGUCAGAUGGUUUGGUUGCCUCCAUUGCUGCCGCCGCCAACAUCGGUCCCUCUGAAGCCAGCCCAUCUCCUCCUCGAGUUGCCGCCGUACCUAAUACGAGCGGCGACUAG